AUGACACCUGAAAUCACUCUUUAUAGCUGGGCUACUCCCAACGGGGUUAAAGCUUCGAUUGCCCUCGAAGAGCUUGGCCUGGUGUAUAGGAACCGCCCUGUUGAUAUACAUACUAAUGAGCAAAAGAAAGAAUGGUUUCUGAAAAUUAAUCCGAAUGGGCGCAUCCCUGCCCUAGAAGACAAGGAUGAGCGAGUUUUCGAAAGUGGAGCAAUCCUGCUCUACCUCACCGACAAGUACGACCUUGAAGGUAAAAUCAGCUAUCGUACCGGAACACCGGAGUACUAUGAGCAGCUUGGAUGGAUUAUGUUUCAAGUCGGUGGUAUUGGACCAAUCCUCGGCCAGGCAAAUCAUUUUCGGGGCAUGCCAUUAGUGAAGUCGGACUCUGCAUGCAUUGCCGGUCAAGAUUACAGUGUGGAAAGGUUUACAAACGAAUCAAAGAGACUUCUAACGGUGCUCGAAUCUCAAUUGGCUGGAAGCCCCUUCCUUGUUGGUACAAAGUACACUAUUGCGGAUAUCAUAAAUUUUACGUGGGUGAGGCGUGUGCCAACCAUUCUGGGUGCUGAUCUUGCUCAAUGGCCUGCGGUAAAGAGAUGGGUGGAUACUAUUGAACAGCGAGAGGCAGUGAAAAAAGGACUGUCCAUAGUUACAACUCCGUUUUAA
Molecule: messenger RNA, 660 nt
Organism: Penicillium lagena
Lineage: Eukaryota; Fungi; Ascomycota; Eurotiomycetes; Eurotiales; Aspergillaceae
Product: glutathione S-transferase family protein
Exons: 3
Coding region: 1-660 (219 amino acids)
Source: RefSeq, a predicted model, not a curated record